Molecule: messenger RNA, 1780 nt
Organism: Rhododendron vialii
Lineage: Eukaryota; Viridiplantae; Streptophyta; Magnoliopsida; Ericales; Ericaceae
Exons: 10
Coding region: 1-1626 (541 amino acids)
Molecular function (GO): magnesium ion binding; terpene synthase activity
Source: RefSeq, a predicted model, not a curated record
AUGGCAGUUUUGUCGUUAACUGGCAACUUGAUAGUUUCUUUUAAAGGAACUGAUGAUGAAGCUUAUUACAAAGAUGUAGUAAGAUGCUACGACGUUGACACCGAGUGGUUAAAUAAAGGAUAUGUGCAAACAAUGGAUGAGCAUUUGGUCAAUGCUUUAGUAACCAUCACAUCUCCAUUGCUCACAACGGCGGCGUUUGUAGGGAUGGGAGAAAUCGCAACCCCUGAGGCAUUCCAAUGGUUACAAUCAAAACCUAGAAUCUUCAUGGCCCCCUCAACAAUAUUCCGAGUUAUCAAUGACAUACAGAGCUGCAAGAUAAGAAGAAUAAAAAAUGCAUACUUUGACCAAGUGUUGAUUGGAGCUACAAGGAACGCACCAGGUCUAUCCGACAAAAACAAUGACGGUGGAAUUUCCUUUCCAAACAAUGCUUACUGCAUUUUGUUGUUGAUCGAAGUAAAAGAAGCUUGGAUUGUGUCUUAUAACUUUCUCCUCCUACCAUGCUGCUGUGUACGUGGUAAUGGAAGUAAAAUGGAUAUUUUUGACCAAGGCUGGGCCCAACUGACUGAUUUCUCAACGAGGGCUUUUCCAAUGUUGGGCUUCCGGUAUGAAGGACGGCAAGUGACUCCAUCUGUGUCGAAGUUUCCGAGGAGCAAGAGUGUUUGCGAUAGAGAGCCGAGGAUCCCUAGGAGUCCCUACAACACAGCUGAGAAGAAAAGUGUGACUCCACCGCCAAGCUUGCGCAAUGCAAGAGCGGCAACUUCUCUGAAAAUGGGGGCUGGGGAUGCACAGAAUUCAGCAAACUCAAGGGUGGUGGUGGUUUCGCAACCGGAGUCUCAGUCCAGUAGCGACAACAAAAGUCUGGAAAUGAAUUUGCCUGGAAAGCUAAGCAUGUUGGGAAAGGAAGCAAUGCAGCAGAGAGAAACAGCACAAAAGGUUGCCCUUCAAGCACUAAGAGAUGCUUCAGCCACCGAAAAUCUAGUCCGGCCCCUCAAGAUGUUUUCAAACUUAAGCAAAACUGCGAAAUCAGAUGCACCGGCAGCCUGUUUCGAUCAGUUCCUGGAUUUUCGUACCCAAAUUGUGCUAGCAGUAGCUGAAAUGGUGUCCAUUCAAGCAGCAACAGCAACUGAAAUGGCCCAAACCCCGAACACAAAACAACCUGAAGAAGACUCCUCCAUCUUAAAUGAACUCCCUCACAACUCCUUGGACCCGAAAGCAUCAUCCAAAAGAAGAAAUGUACUCUACAAAUCAAUCGCAUUGUUUCCUGAACGAAGUGAUCAGAAGACAAUCUUAGGGAAGCAUGUGAGAUCAUCAUGUCUCAAGGUGGUGCCCACUCCUCCCUCUUCCGAAAACGAUGAAAACAAGGCUACUUGCUGCAGCCUUGAGAAUACGAUCAAGUUGGGGAGGCAGAUUGAGACAGAAGCGGGAAACUGGUUCAUGGAAUUUCUCGAGAAAGCUUUGGAGACGGGUCUGAAGAAAACGAAGGGGAGAGUAGAGGGAGAUGCGCAAAAAGUUCCUCAGUCGCUUAUAUUGAAGGUUAUCAACUGGCCAACUGGGUGGAAGUCGAACAGUGUGAUUCUAGCAAAAGGCCUGUGCAUCCUAGAACGGCGCAGGCGACCGGGAAGUUAAGGAUCAAGAUGAAGAAUCCUUGAAUGGGGGCAAUAUAAUGUUAGGGUCAUAUUGUAGAAGAGAUUGUGUUUAGUCAGUGGUGUGAAAAAUUAAUUGUGGCUUUCUUGCUAUUGUUUAAUUCUUUGGAGAUCGAUCAUGGUGAAAUUGUGUGAUG